CGUAACCAUUAAAAAACCCCACCUCUUUAAUAAUUCAACUUCAACCCACCAGACUACAGCAUACUUCUCAUGUGAAAAUAUAUCAUAUCCCCAGUUUUUUCAUUUUUUGUUGCCAUUUUCUUUUCCAGUUUUGAUGCAUGUCAUGUGUAUCUCUCUGGAUUUGUCUUUUUCCCUCUCCUGCUGCAACAAACUCGUUUUAUUCACUCCUUUAUAUAAGUAAAUUUCCCUUUGGAGUUUUGCGGUAGAAUUUCAAAUAAAUUCUAAAAAAUAAAACCUCCAAUUUUUAUAUCGUCCAAACAAAAACCGAGCCUUUCUCUUCCCUAUAUAUAUUCCCACGCACACACGCGCGCAUACAUUAAGCUCUUUUGUUAGAGUAGUUGGGUUUGAAAUUCAAGCUCUCCCUCUCUUGUGUGCGAUGGCGGGUUUUCACGGCGGCGGCGGAGGAAUGGCCGCGGAAGAUUAUGAAGAAGAGGAGGUGUGGGCCAUGCUCAAGGCGAAAGAUCAAGGCUCAAACUCCAUCUCCAAAAUAACAAGGAAUUUAUCCACCUCCUCCUCGACUUCGAGGGCCAUUCCGAGAUCCGCCUCCUCCUCCGGCGGCGCGUCGUCGGCCCCCCUCACCAUCCCCGACUGGUCCAAAAUCUUGAAGAAGAAACCCAAGAAGAAUAUGUGGGACGACGGCGAUGAUGGCGACGGCGACGGCGAUGAUGAGAUGCUCCCGCCCCAUGAAUAUCUGGCGAGAAGGCUCGCUUCCACGCAGAUUGCUUCCUUCUCCAUGUGUGAAGGAGUUGGAAGAACUCUCAAAGGAAGGGAUCUCAGCAACCUCAGAAACGCCAUUUUGACCAAAACGGGUUUUCUUGAGUAGUUCCGUUGCUAUUGCUGUUGCUAUUACUAGUCACCAUUUUUCCUACUUCUUGAUUGCCAAUAUAGGAAUUUGGUUUAUGAAAAUAAGAGGGAGAGGGAUUUGUUUUGGACGUUGGAGUUGGCCUCUUCUUGGGGGGUUUUCGUAGCUAGCUACUGUGUUGUAGGAAAUUCAAAGAAAAAAAAAAUGUUCAAAAUGGCUUAUCUCAGAUUUUGUACGGUAGAUUUGCAUUUUUGGAAGAAUAGAAUAUUAAUUUCUGUAUCUGAGUCCAACAAUGUCAAACCAAAAUUUAAUACUACUAGCUUAUCUUUAUUUCUUAAUUCUCA
Salvia miltiorrhiza (redroot sage) is the source of this 1185-nucleotide messenger RNA. Its product is annotated as protein S40-7-like. The coding region runs from base 416 to 862 and encodes 148 amino acids. The transcript has a single exon. The record is from RefSeq and is a predicted model, not a curated record. NCBI's taxonomy places the organism in Eukaryota, Viridiplantae, Streptophyta, Magnoliopsida, Lamiales, Lamiaceae.